Messenger RNA from Aethina tumida (small hive beetle), 1076 nucleotides. RefSeq names its product very-long-chain 3-oxoacyl-CoA reductase (gene spidey). Gene Ontology annotation, molecular function: oxidoreductase activity. Gene Ontology annotation, cellular component: endoplasmic reticulum. NCBI's taxonomy places the organism in Eukaryota, Metazoa, Arthropoda, Insecta, Coleoptera, Nitidulidae. The transcript is spliced from 4 exons. The record is from RefSeq and is a predicted model, not a curated record. Bases 16 to 1014 code for a protein of 332 amino acids.
AAUCGAAAUUCUACAAUGCUAUCGGAACGUGUCAGUAAGAAGAAGCCACCGGUACGGUCCAUCAUGUCCGAAAAUACAGUGCUCGAUAAAAUUGGUGUGCUGUGCAUAUGCAUAGUGGGUUUUCAGUUGGUCCGAUUUUUGUUCAGGGCUGCUUACAAUAAUUUUCUGGGUGCCGCACUGAGGAUCAACUCGAUUAAUUUGAAGGAAACUGGAAAAUGGGCCGUUGUUACCGGUGCAACAGAUGGCAUAGGAAAAGCAUAUGCCGAACUAUUGGCAAAAAAAGGACUGAACAUUGUUCUGAUCAGCAGAACUCAAUCCAAAUUAGACUCCGUCGCCAGUCAGAUAGGUACUAAAUACAACAUAGAAACUAAAACAAUAGCAGUGGACUUCACAGAGACUGAGAACAUCUACCACGACAUCGACAAACAACUGACCGGUUUGGACAUUGGUGUCCUUAUUAAUAACGUUGGUAUGAGUUACCCACAUCCCGAAUACUUCCUGGACCUGAAGAACAAAGAUGAAAUCUACGACAGCAUCAUCAAAUGUAACAUCUACUCCGUUACUAACAUGUGUAAAGUAGUGAUGCCUGGCAUGGUGGAACGACGCAGGGGGGUGGUUGUGAAUCUCUCGUCUACCGCAGCCCAAAUCCCCAGUCCACUGUUAACCGUCUACUCCGCCUCCAAGGCGUUUGUUGAGAAAUUCUCCGAAGAUCUUGCCUCGGAAUACGCCCAAUAUGGCAUCACGGUACAAUGCAUCAUGCCUGGUUACGUGGCAACUAACAUGUCGAAGAUCAAAUCGUCCACUUGGAUGGCACCAAGUCCUUUGACGUACGUGUCGGAAGCUUUGAAGACCAUCGGUGUUCAACAGAAAACUACCGGAUAUUUCCCUCACAGUCUGUUGGUCGGGGUGGUUCAUACGUUGGAAAACAUUUCUCCCAAGUUAUCCAGAUGGAUUGUUACCAAGACGAUGCUUAAUAUAAGGGCUCGGGCUCUUAGACGAGCAAGUAGGAUGUAGGAGGUUUAUUUAUUUUGUUAGCAUAUUGACGAGGAAUAAUUUUUAAUAUAUUAUUAUUUAUU